Molecule: messenger RNA, 1247 nt
Organism: Athalia rosae (coleseed sawfly)
Lineage: Eukaryota; Metazoa; Arthropoda; Insecta; Hymenoptera; Athaliidae
Product: calaxin
Exons: 4
Coding region: 282-1247 (321 amino acids)
Molecular function (GO): calcium ion binding
Source: RefSeq, a predicted model, not a curated record
GGCAAGAAUAAUAUUUAUGACAUAGAGAAAUCAUCCCUCUUAGUCAGCUCACAAAAAUCUAGAAGAACCACCGAAGCAAAUAUUUAAAUAAUGACCUGGAAUUUGAUUGAUUUGUACGAUUGAACACCGGCAAUCGCGGUCUUGUAUAAGGGGGAGCCUGUUCUUCCUCCAUAUUCAAUCGCUUCGAUCGACUUUUUUCAACAAAGUUAUGAAUCGCUUCAACCAAAUUAUCUCGCAUAAUCUUAUACAAUUGCUGUGAGAUACCCAUCACCUAUAUAGGUAUGGUGAAAUAUCGCUCGUUUUCUGCUAAGGGUAGAAUGUCUAGAAAAGGUAGAUACCUAACUUCGUCGGGGGCACCGCCAAAGGUUGCUCCUUCGGAUGCGGAGGGUGGUGCUUCACAAGUCGGCGCCGGCGCCCACACCUCCAUGACGGGACGGGGAGGCGCGAUGGUCAUGCGAAGCGUCUCAAUUUUCCUUGCAAGUGGUCGCAAAGUCUCCGUGGCGUCCAAACGAGCCAAGAUCGUAAACUCUUCCUCGUCGGCGAUCGACGCCGCUCCUCGGCAACGCAGAAGGAUGCCAGACGACGCUAAUACCAAGAGCGCUGCUUUGACAGCUAAAAUUCUCGAAAGUUUGAAAAAGAAAACUAAAUUUUCCAGAUCUGAGCUCGAGGCACUUUGCAAGAUUUAUUGGAAGCUGAUCACCAGUCCAGGACAACACGCUGGGCCGACAACUGUGAUAAAUGGGAUGCCUUCGACGGCGCAGACAGUCGAGGGUAUCGACAGGAUCAUAUUUCGAGAAUUACUUCACAAUACCUUUGAUAUAAUAACGGAGGAUGCCCUCAUCGAACGGAUGUUUUGUUGCUGGGACCGGGAAAGUGAAGGAGCGAUACGAUUGGAAGCAUGGAUCCUUGGACUGGACGUUUUUCUCCGUGGUACUCAAAAGGAGAAAAUGGAGUUCUGCUUCAGGGUUUACGACCUCAAUAACGACGGCUAUAUCACCAAGGAUGAGAUGUUUCAAUUGUUCAAAAAUUGUUUGAUAAAGCAGCCGAGCGAAGAAGAUCCUGACGAGGGCGUACGAGAUCUGUCAGAACUAGCUCUGAGGAAACUCGAUGUUGACAAGGACGGUAAAGUCUCAUUCGAGGAUUACGAGAUCGCAAUAAAAGAAGAACCACUACUGCUCGAGACUUUCGGCCAGUGUCUACCGACAGAAGAAAAUUGCGUUAGUUUUUUAUCGACUCUUCAAUCCUGA